This is a messenger RNA of Hydra vulgaris (swiftwater hydra), 1120 nucleotides long. Lineage: Eukaryota; Metazoa; Cnidaria; Hydrozoa; Anthoathecata; Hydridae. The record is from RefSeq and is a predicted model, not a curated record.
GUUAUAAAGAGUCUCAUACCGGUAUUAAACACGGAUGCAUUUUUAACAAAUUAAAGUACUUUUAUGUGACGGAGAAUUUUGCGGUGGAUGCAAUGCAUGAUCUAUUGGAAGGCAUUAUUCCUAUUGAGUUAAGUGAUAUUUUAGGCAAACUAAGAGAUGGCGGAUACAUAUCUCUAAACGAGUUUGAUUUGUUAUUGACAAAAUUUAGUUUUGGUUCUUCAGAUGUCAAUAGUCGUCCCACAACUUUCUCAUCUUUGACACAUUCAAAAAUGACUGCUUCUGAAUGUUGGUGUCUAAUGCGAAAUCCGCCGUUUAUAAUAGGACACAAUGUCCCACGUGACGAACCUCAUUGGAAUUUACUUUUAUUGCUCAUGGAAAUUGUAGAUAUUGUUUUAUCUCCACGGGUUAAUAAUGGUUUAGCAAGUUAUUUAUCACAUCUAAUAGGUGAAAAUCAUCAAACUUAUCUCAAUUUAUUUCCGGAAAAGCGCUUAACACCCAAACAUCACUAUUUGGUGCAUUAUCCUACAGCGCUCAUAAGAUGUGGUCCACCGUGUAGAUAUUGGUGCAUGCGAUUUGAAUCUCGGCAUAACUUUUUUAAACAAAUUUCGAGAGAUUCUCAUUGUUUCAAAAACAUAGCGUUUUCAUUAACAAAGCGAUCUCAAAUUAUACUAGCAAAUGCUUUUCUUGCUCACUCUCUGUUCAGCAGUCACACUGUUAUUGGGACAACGAAGGAGAAGAUUGUAUGCCAAAUUGAACCAUGUGACGUUUGCCAGUUUUUGUGCAAUAAUUUUCUGUUAUCCAAAACAGAAACAGUUCAUGUUGCACAAUGGAUUGAGGUUGGUCAUUACAGAAUUGAAAACAAAAGUGUAGUUAUGUGUGGUUUCUGUGAUGGUAUACCCGAGUUUGGUUACGUCGAAUGCAUUGUUUACCUUGGUAAUAUUGCAUUUAUGUUGUUAAGGCGGCUUACUGUUAACUACUUCGACAACCAUUUUCAUGGUUAUGCAAUUUACUAUAAUCCCUGCUCAAAGCUUUUUAGCACUCAACUCAAGUUGAAGAGUUGAAAGAUCACAUUCCAUCUUUUAUGAGGGUAAAAAAUUAAACUUGUUAGUCCCAGAUAUGU